Molecule: messenger RNA, 1147 nt
Organism: Quercus lobata
Lineage: Eukaryota; Viridiplantae; Streptophyta; Magnoliopsida; Fagales; Fagaceae
Product: folate receptor family protein
Exons: 4
Coding region: 106-990 (294 amino acids)
Source: RefSeq, a predicted model, not a curated record
AAAUCGGGCCACCAAAACCGAAUCUCCAGAGUCAGCCAGUCUUGGUCACCAUGGAAAUAUAGCAAAAGUCCCUCAGUUCAGUGCCAGAGGAAAAGUACGAAGAAAAUGGAUUCUGGGUUUCUCAUAUUGCUUCUGUUUUUCAAUCUUCUCCUCUCCUUUUCAUUUGGUAAACCUGAUGGAGUGUGUGUCUCCCAAGGUGGUCGCUUUCCACGUUUCUCAUCUGAAGGAAAACCUCCCAAAAAGGUAAGUAAGGGAACAAAAGAUUUGACCCUUUGUAGGGUGUUUCGCAAAAAGACUUGCUGUGAUGUAGCCCAGACACAUCCUGCGCUUCUAUCAGUUAGGAGGCUGGCUUCAACAGGAGAAGCCAGCCAAGAUUGCUUGGACUUAUGGGAAUUAUUGGAAUGUUCGAUCUGUGAUCCACGUGUUGGUGUUCAGCCUGGACCUCCUCUGAUAUGUGGCUCUUUUUGUGACAAAGUCUAUAAGGCUUGCUCUAAUGCUUACUUCUCCAUGGAUGCAAAGACACAGGUUCUAGCACCAUGUGGUGUAAAUGACUUUGUCUGUGGUAGGGCUUUGGAAUGGGUAUCAAAUGGCACAGCACUAUGCCAUGCUGCAGGUUUUGCUGUUAACCCAUCUGACAAAAUGUACACUGGAACGGAAGAAUCAUCUUGCUAUGGUGGUAAAGCCAGUCUAGAUUCUGUUGCUGACUCAUGGAGGGCUUCACAUUCUGAGGUGCCCCAUAAAGCUCAGACUUUGGGGGUAUUCGAAGAUUUCCUGCAAUGGAUGAGAGAAAUGCCAUUUAAUGAAAGAGUUUCUUGGGCAGUGGGAGGGAUGGUUCUUACAGCAGGAUUAUUGUAUAUGAGCAAAAGGAAGAGCCAUAGCCAGCGCCAGAAGCUUGCGGCUAUUCAACGCACUGCAAGGAAACUAGAAGGCAAGAUCAAUGACCAGAAAUUGUCUAGUAACCAUGGAAGUAGGAAAGGAAGUAGAAGAUGACUCUUUUUGUAUGUGAACAUAAAUAGUUUUUGGACAAAUAACAUGUGAGUCUUCAUCUUUUUUGUUUCAACUUAUAAUGUUAUAAGUGAAUAUUUUUUGUUAUUUUUAUUUGCUCUUCUGAAAGGUAGAUUAUGCCUUGGUUUUGAAGAUUGAUUUA